This is a messenger RNA of Candidula unifasciata, 714 nucleotides long. The record is from the annotation of a GenBank genome assembly. NCBI's taxonomy places the organism in Eukaryota, Metazoa, Mollusca, Gastropoda, Stylommatophora, Geomitridae.
AUGGACCCCAACUCAGUUUCUUCUUGUGUGAUCCGCAAGAGGAACUGUUUUUGUUUAAGCCAUACCGGUUUUAACUCACAACAUCCAUGUAUCAUGUCUGCCGGAGCACAGACAGUGGACGAGGGAACAUGUUUUAACUUUCAUGGUGACUCCUACCUCCAGUUUACACCAAACAACUUCAACAACAAUAAUUCGAUUCACUACAGCAUGAAGUUCCGCACCGCCCAAGAGAACGAGAUCAUACUCUACACCCAGGGUCCCCAUGGCGACGACGAAGCUUUAUUUAUCAAAAACGGCAAGCUACGGUAUCAUUUAUUCAACACAUCGCCCAGUGGAGUUGAAGGCUCCUUUGGUGCUUACUUGGAAGCUGAUGAAAAUGUCGCCACUGGUAGCUGGAUAACGGUCCACGUCUUCAGGUCAUGGCCACAGUACGACAGCAACAUGCGUCGCACCAGAAGGAAGACCGGCUUAGAAGUGGACAUUGAUGGGCAGACAUACAUAUAUGUAGACUACUUUGAGCGAGACGGUAUUUCCAUUCAUCCAGUUAUCUACCUCGGUGGCUACAGAAAUACUUUGGGCACAACCCUAAACAAUUUCACUGGCCAGAUCAAAGACAUCUUUGAAGAGAAGAAUCGACACCGGUUUGAAAAUCCAUCGCUAAACUAUGGAUCAAGGGUUGGUCUGGAUUGUGUAGGCACUGUGGCACCAAAUUAA